Molecule: messenger RNA, 2036 nt
Organism: Myodes glareolus (Bank vole)
Lineage: Eukaryota; Metazoa; Chordata; Mammalia; Rodentia; Cricetidae
Source: RefSeq, a predicted model, not a curated record
GGCGCAGCUGAUGAUCUUUCUCAUCAGCAUCGUCAGUUCCAUCUUCUGCGGACACCUGGGCAAAGUCGAGCUGGACGCCGUGACACUCGCUGUUUCCGUUGUGAAUGUCACCGGGAUUUCAGUCGGAACUGGCUUGGCCUCAGCUUGUGACACACUGAUGUCCCAGUCCUUUGGAGGCAGGAACCUGAGGCGCGUGGGGGUCAUACUCCAAAGGGGCAUCCUCAUCUUGUUGCUCUGCUGCUUCCCCUGCUGGGCCAUCUUCCUCAACACGGAGCACCUGCUCCUGCUCCUGAGGCAGAACCCGGAAGUCGCCAGGCUAGCCCAGGUUUAUGUGAUGAUUUGCAUCCCUGCUCUUCCUGCGGCGUUCCUAUUCCAGCUGCAGACACGGUAUUUGCAGAGUCAGGGCAUCAUUAUGCCGCAAGUUAUCGUUGGGAUCGCAGCAAAUGUUGUCAACGUGGGAAUGAAUGCCUUCUUGCUGUUCGCUUUGGACCUCGGAGUGGUAGGGUCAGCCUGGGCCAAUACCACCUCCCAGUUUUUCCUGUCUGCCCUGCUUUUCCUCUAUGUGUGGUGGAAGAGGAUCCACGUUCACACCUGGGGAGGUUGGACGAGGGAGUGUUUCCAGGAGUGGAGUUCCUACACCCGCCUGGCCAUCCCCAGUAUGUUCAUGGUGUGCAUCGAGUGGUGGACCUUCGAGAUUGGGACCUUCCUUGCAGGCCUUGUUAAUGUGACAGAACUGGGAGCCCAGGCUGUCAUCUACGAACUGGCUUCUGUUGCCUACAUGGUGCCCUUUGGCUUUGGUGUGGCUGCCAGCGUCCGCGUGGGCAAUGCUUUGGGGGCAGGGAAUGCUGAGCAAGCCCGGCGUUCCUGUACCACUGUUCUUCUGUGUGCUGGUGUCUGUGCGCUCCUGGUGGGAAUUCUGCUUGCAGCCUUGAAGGACGUGGUUGCCUACAUAUUCACCAAUGACAAGGACAUCAUUUCCCUUGUGAGCCAAGUGAUGCCCAUUUUUGCUCCCUUUCAUCUGUUUGAUGCACUUGCAGGCACCUGUGGCGGGGUCCUGAGAGGUACAGGAAAGCAGAAGAUAGGUGCUAUCCUGAACGCCAUCGGUUACUACGGGUUUGGUUUCCCUAUCGGAGUGUCUCUGAUGUUCGCUGCUAAACUUGGGAUAAUAGGCCUCUGGUCCGGACUGGUAGUCUGUGUUUUCUCCCAAGCCCUCUCCUAUUUAAUCUACAUCAGGAGGAUGAACUGGAACAGAGCCGCAGAGCAGGCACAAGUUCGAGCUGGGCUAAAAAGCAGCAAAGAGACGAUACCCACCCCAGCAGAUCUGCCCAUCUUGGAAAGAGACGCUAUCGAUGGAGUGAUUUUGCCUGACAUCGUCAGACCAGAGGGCCAGGCGGGCCCGCUGGUAGUAGAAGAAAGCCAGCAUGCAGUGCCCACCGUCGGGGAGAUCUUGACGGGGAGACAGCUGAUCAUCUAUCGUGGCCUGGCCCUGGCUGCUUCCAUUGCUGUCCUCAUAGCAGGAAUUGUAGUGCGAGUUCUCAAUGAUCGUGGCUAAGAUAGGAUUCUCACCGUUCUGUGGACUGGUGAUAAUUGUGUACCACGUCCUGAACAUGGGCGGGAGCUUGUUGUUGGAAUAGAAGCCUUCUCUUAGCUGUGGGGAGAAAGGCUGCCUUCAAGCAUCCUUGGUUACACUGAGAGACCGUCCCACUCUACUGCAGGUCAAGAAAGAACUAACGAGUGAAUGGCUAUCCAAAUUGAGGGGUGUGCUAGGGUUAGAGUCCACAGACUUCAGCACCUGCUAGGCAAGUGCUCUACCAUUGAGCACUCCCAUGUCCCAGAAGCCCUGCUUUUAAGGAUGCUUUCAUGUUAUCAUGGUUUCCAAAUACUUCGGUUUGAUUUUCCCUACUGGAAAUGUACUUUCCCUACCCAUGCAUCCUCCGCUGCUGGAUCCUCACGGUGAGUGAAUGUCAGGUACCCCUUCUCCCUGUCUGGGUGCCACAGGAGUGCUUACAAAAUAAAUACCUAAGAUUUACAAUGCA